AUGUCCAAUUCGUUGUACAAAAGCCCGUCCUUGGCUAAUGCCGCGCUGUACAAGUCUCCAUCAAUGAGUGCCUUUGGUGGAGCCCCUGGCGGACCAUUUGGUUCGAUGUCCGUCGCUGACUUGGGGAGUCUAACUCGACUUGAGGUAAUUAUGUGCCAAAUACAUAUAUCUUUGAGCUUCUGUUUGUCUUACUCUGUUUUUUGAUAUCCUCUUCACCCACCUACGUUUAUUGUGCGAAGGUAAACAGAAGUUCUUUUGUAGGACAAAAUCCGCCUUCUACAAGAAGACCUGGAAUCCGAACGUGAAUUGAGAAACCGCAUCGAGCGUGAGCGCGCUGACCUCUCUGUUCAACUCAUCGCUCUGACUGACCGUCUGGAGGAUGCUGAGGGAACCACCGAUUCCCAAGUAAGUUCAUCGUUUCCAUUUCCAACCCUCUGUGUAGAUCGAAUCAAACCGCAAGCGUGAAGGAGAACUCCAAAAGCUCCGCAAACUUCUCGAGGAGUCCCAAUUGGAAAGCGAGGAUGCUAUGAAUGUCCUCCGAAAAAAGCAUCAGGAUGCUCUUCUUGAUUACCAAGACCAAAUCGAGCAACUCCAGAAGAAGAAUUCCAAGUACGUAUUAAAAAUUUUGGCGAUUAAUUUUGUCCGCUUCUUUAUCCUUUGAUAAUUUACUUAGAAGAAAAAAUCAUCCGUAUUAUUAAGGAUUGACCGCGAGCGUCAACGCCUCCAGCACGAAGUUAUUGAAUUGACCGCUACUAUUGACCAGGUUCAGAAAGACAAGGUGAGAAAACAUUUCGGCAUGUUUUUUGAUGAUUUCGAAGAUUGGUUGUCCUAAUAUGUCACCAGCCUGAUGCCUGGCGUAUAGCUUGCAAACACCAUUCCAAACCUGUUCUUGUUUCUGAUAUUCUUUUUUAUAUGCCCAGCGGGGACCCGGACUUUUGGAUCUUGUAAACAGUUGUUCCAAAAUACUUUUGCCGUCCUCUUCCUUGGAAAAGGCGAAAAAUGAGAAGGGCAAUCUAAAGGGAGAGAUCUGGGUGGGUGGGCGGAUGACCCAGCCAAAUCCUGGCCGCUUCACAAACAUGUGUUGUGUUGUGCCUGAUCCUUCCACCUCCACACCUUAAGGCCUUCUAUUCUAAGAUAAAAAACGAGGAAUUAAUAAGAACAGUAACCACACCUAUUUGAAUACUAACAAUGAAAACUUGAUAUAAUGUCAAACAUUAUGCAUUUUUUAGCACGCCGCCGAAAAGGCUGCUGAACGCUUCGAGGCGCAGGCCAACGACUUAUUGAACAAGGUCGAAGACCUGAACAAGCACGUAAACGACUUGGCCCAACAACGUCAACGUCUUCAAAACGAAAACAACGAAUUGUUGAAGGAGGUUCAUGACCAAAAGGUCCAACUCGACAACCUCCAGCACGUUAAAUAUCAACUUGCCCAGCAACUUGAAGAAGCCCGUCGACGUCUUGAAGAUGCUGAAAGAGAACGCUCUCAGCUUCAAUCUCAGCUUCACCAAGUCCAAUUGGAACUUGACUCCGUCCGUACCGCUCUUGAUGAGGAGUCUGCGGCUCGUGCUGAGGCUGAACACAAACUUUCUUUGGCCAACACCGAAAUUUCCCAAUGGAAGAGCAAGUUUGAUGCCGAAGUUGCUCUCCAUCAUGAGGAAGUUGAGGAUCUUCGCAAGAAGAUGCUCCAGAAACAAGCUGAAUACGAAGAACAAAUUGAAGUUCUGGUCCAAAAGAUCUCUCAACUUGAGAAGGUAAGUUCCUAAUACACUAAACGUUAACAAUUCCAGGCCAAAUCCCGGCUCCAAUCUGAAGUCGAAGUCCUCAUUGUUGACCUUGAGAAGGCUCAAAACACUAUUGCUAUCUUGGAACGCGCCAAGGAACAGCUUGAAAGAACCGUUAACGAACUUAAGCAACGCAUUGACGAACUGACCGUUGAGCUAGAAGCUGCUCAACGCGAGGCCCGUGCAGCUUUGGCUGAACUCCAAAAGAUGAAGCAUUUGUAUGAGAAGGCCGUCGAGCAGAAAGAAGCUUUGGCUCGCGAAAACCGCAAGCUUCAAGGUAAAUCAAUAAAGAUGCUUUAAGUCAUUAUUUCCUAAUGUUGUAGAUGAUCUGCAUGAAGCCAAGGAAGCCUUGGCCGACGCUAACCGCAAACUCCAUGAACUUGACUUGGAGAAUGCUCGUUUGGCCGGAGAAAUCCGUGAACUCCAAACUGCCCUUAAGGAAUCCGAAGCCGCCCGUCGAGACGCUGAAGCUCGCGCCCAACGCGCCCUGGCCGAUCUUCAACAACUUCGUGUUGAGAUGGAACGCCGUCUGCAAGAAAAGGAAGAGGAAAUCGAGAACUUGCGCAAGAACAUGCAAUUCGAGAUUGACCGCUUGACCGCCGCUUUGGCCGAUGCCGAAGCCCGCAUGAAGGCCGAGAUCUCCCGUCUGAAGAAGAAGUAUCAGGCCGAGAUUGCCGAGCUUGAAAUGGCUGUGGACAACCUCAACCGUGCCAACAUUGAAGCCCAGAAAACCAUCAAGAAGCAAAGCGAACAACUCAAGGUUCUCCAAGCCUCUUUGGAAGACACCCAGAGACAACUCCAACAGACCCUCGAUCAGGUAACCCUAUAUAGUUUUUAUGAUUGGCUUACCGUAACUAUGACUGAAGACGCUCUAUUUUAGUACGCCUUGGCUCAACGCAAGGUUUCGGCCUUGGCCGCCGAGCUUGAGGAAUGCAAAUCCGCUCUGGACAACGCCAUCCGUGCUCGCAAACAAGCGGAAGUUGAGCUUGAGGAAGCUCAUGGCCGCAUCAAUGACCUCCAAUCAAUCAACAACAACCUCACUGCCAUUAAGAACAAGCUGGAGACUGAACUUUCUACCGCCCAAGCUGACCUUGACGAGGCAACAAAGGAACUUCAUGCUGCUGAUGAACGUGCUAACCGCGCUCUGGCUGAUGCUGCUCGUGCUGUCGAACAACUUCAUGAAGAACAAGAACACUCCAUGAAGAUCGAUGCCUUGAGAAAGUCAUUAGAGGAACAAGUCAAGCAAUUACAAGUCCAAAUCCAAGAAGCCGAAGCCGCUGCCCUUCUCGGAGGAAAGCGCGUCAUCGCCAAGCUUGAGACCCGCAUCCGUGACUUGGAAACUGCCUUGGAUGAGGAAACCAGACGCCAUAAGGAAACCCAGAACGCGCUGCGCAAGAAGGAUCGCAGAAUCAAGGAAGUCCAAAUGCAAGUCGAUGAGGAGCAUAAGAACUUUGUAAUGGCACAAGACACCGCCGACAGACUUUUGGAGAAACUCAACAUCCAAAAACGACAGCUUGGAGAAGCCGUAAGUGGAACACUAAACUCUAAGCCGGUGGGCUUGUGGUAAAAUAUAAUAACAUCUGACUCCAUACUGAAACGCUCUUUUGUAGGAAUCUAUCACCAUGCAAAACCUACAACGUGUUCGUCGUUACCAACGCGAAUUGGAAGAUGCUGAAGGCCGUGCCGACCAGGCUGAGAGUUCCCUUCACCUGAUCCGUGCCAAACACCGCAGCUCCGUGGUCACUGGAAAAGGAAACUCGCCUAAAGUAUAUGUUCUGGAAGACGACGCCUAG
Molecule: messenger RNA, 3574 nt
Organism: Bursaphelenchus xylophilus (pine wood nematode)
Lineage: Eukaryota; Metazoa; Nematoda; Chromadorea; Rhabditida; Aphelenchoididae
Source: the annotation of a GenBank genome assembly